This is a messenger RNA of Talaromyces marneffei, 576 nucleotides long. RefSeq lists its product as uncharacterized. The coding region runs from base 1 to 576 and encodes 191 amino acids. Gene Ontology annotation, cellular component: mitochondrion. Gene Ontology annotation, biological process: autophagy of mitochondrion. The transcript has 2 exons. Lineage: Eukaryota; Fungi; Ascomycota; Eurotiomycetes; Eurotiales; Trichocomaceae. The record is from RefSeq and is a predicted model, not a curated record.
AUGCCUUGCCCGAUUACAGUCACGAAAUUCAUUGGGACCGUGUCCCUAGGUCUGCUCACUGGCGUCUCUUACUCCACGGCAGCCAUCGCCAUCCCAACUUUGAGAGCCUUGCCCACAGCUUCACAUGCCGGCCGUGCUCUGAAAGAUGUCAAGCGACGCUCGCGUAAACACGCUUUCCGGUUAUCAAGCAUAACAAGCUCGUGUCUGUUCUUCGCAUGGUUCGUCGCUUCGAGGCGGAAGAAACAUCCUUAUCUGAUUUGGGUGUCCUUGACAUCCGCCAUCAGCUCCUGGGGCGUUGACUUUUGGUAUAAUAGAGAAUUGGGUCUGGGCGGCUGGCUGCGCAGCGUUGUGGAAGAUAUCGACUUCCCGUCCCUUACCCUCAAGAAGACGCCUUCUGGUGCAUCUUCUCCUUCGUCAAAGAAGGACGAUGACUUGGUUGUUGUUGAGGAAGACUUCAACGGAGAAACAGUAGAGCAUGAUAUGGCGCGUGAACAAUCGCACCAGAUUGUUCGUUCCUGGCUGGCCGGCGCUGCACUGUCAAUGGCAAUCGUUGGUCUUUGGGGAGAUGGUGCCUAA